UCAACGGAAUGUGUGGGGAGUGUUGUGGGCUACAGAGAAGACCCUGGAAUCUAUAGCAACUGUCUCAAAAGCUAUGUAGAGAACUGCGACUAUUGUAUGAGAGUGCUGGUAUUAGGGGUCGAUGGAAACCAGGCAGAGGACUUGUCCAUGAUUGAAGUUUUUGGCGAUGACUUGGUUAAGAUAGAGCUCCCACGGACGUUUGGCUCUCUUGCUAAAGACUUACUCGAUCAACAGCAACGCGAACCAUCGCAAAUUCCUACGGAUCAUGGCAGGAUCCUUGGAGAGCUCAUUACGCAAGCUUCAAGCAUCCUCCAGGAGCAUGGUGUGCUGUACCCAGGCUCAGACAAACUUGUUCCUAUUUGCUUGAACCAGCCACACCACUCGAAAAAAGAGAUCAUGUUCACAAACUUCAUCUUUUGCCUGGCACUCUGCAGAAAUCGCAACAUACCCUUCAUCUGGUCCAGCGAUUCGGACUCGUGGAUUUUCCCAGGUACACUAGGUCGCGCUAUUUCAGGUAUUGCAGGUGACGAAUCCUUCGGUGGUUCAUGCACACAGAUGGAAAUACACAACAGCAACGCCGCCUUCAUCUCUUACAUAGUUGCAGCUACAUAUUGGUCGGAGAUACAUCUCACGAGCGGACUGCUCAGUGCUUUUGGUGCCAUUGACUGUCUGCCUGGUCCUUGCGCACUCUUCAGAUAUGAAGCGCUAGAAGAGAUCCUUUUGGAUUGGUACGACCAGCAGGUAUUCGGUAUAAGACCGACUAUCAAUGAGGACCGUCAUCUCACCACCAGGCUUCUCCUGAGCGGCUGGAAGAUCUCAUUCAGUGCUCAAGCCAUCGUAGCCACAGAUGCGCCGACCACUUUGGCAGGAUACACAAGACAACAGCUUCGUUGGUCAAGAGCUACCAUUAUGGAGUCGUUGUAUUACCCGUUGGUAUACUUUCGUCACAGUCCUGUUCUGUUCCUUGCGUCCUUGAGGCGCCUAAUCGUUCCUAUCGUUUGCAUGUGUACCGUAUGCAACUAUCUCUACAACGGAGGCGAAGGUAGCACAGACUUUGUUGUGGUCCGAGACAUUCUCUUCAGGAUCCUCUUAUGCGCCUCUUAUACCGUUAUUAGACACAAAGGGAAGCUGACGUGGUUCGCCAUCCAGCUAAUUGCUCAACCAGUCUGGUUCAUUCUUCGAGCAGGGUAUUCUUUGUGGUCCUUUGUUACUGUCUUUGACAAUAACUGGGGG
Messenger RNA from Bipolaris sorokiniana ND90Pr, 1233 nucleotides. RefSeq names its product glycosyltransferase family 2 protein. The record is from RefSeq and is a predicted model, not a curated record. Gene Ontology annotation, molecular function: hyaluronan synthase activity. Gene Ontology annotation, biological process: extracellular matrix assembly; hyaluronan biosynthetic process. The annotation marks the transcript as partial. The transcript is spliced from 3 exons. Lineage: Eukaryota; Fungi; Ascomycota; Dothideomycetes; Pleosporales; Pleosporaceae.